Messenger RNA from Strongylocentrotus purpuratus (purple sea urchin), 6285 nucleotides. RefSeq names its product leupaxin. The transcript has 10 exons. The record is from RefSeq and is a predicted model, not a curated record. Bases 792 to 2330 code for a protein of 512 amino acids. NCBI's taxonomy places the organism in Eukaryota, Metazoa, Echinodermata, Echinoidea, Camarodonta, Strongylocentrotidae.
GCCUGACCAGUGCUGCCUUACUUUCUCUCACAUUUGGCAUUAUCAACAUACCAUAGCCAUGCAUCAUUGGAUGGCCUACCAAUGCUCUAUAUCCACCAUCCUACCACCAGUACAAGAUACACGACACACUGAGCUGUGAAGGUCAUUGGGUCUCAAUGCAUUGCACAUGUAGUUCUUCUCUCUGCUCUAGUUUCUCAUUUCACGUCGCCUUCGAACGCUGCUAAAAUCCUGAUGCAUUACUAGCAGACCUUGACAAUACCAGAAUACAGUUGAAGGAGAACCGAGACAGAAACAUCCAAGAUUCGCCUUACUCCUACCCUCGAGGGGCGUUAUCUCCGCAGACACCGGUAUCACCCAUCUACUCUGAGAUAGCCAACGGAUUCUCACCGUCACCUAGUCCAGUCUCUUCGCAUCAAAACAAGAGCUCUUACAGGAUCCAACAAGUUGAAUCUGAACCUCUGUAUCAAGUCCAAGACAUCCAUCUUCCACCGAGCGCGCGGGUGUACGCCGAGCCUACCAGAGAGCCUACCAGAGGGAACUCGUUCAGCCAGCAAUCACCCACCUACAACCUUGACUACACCCCUCGGACCCCUACAUCACCACCCCUCUCAGACCACCAGGAGGGUAGCGUUGCGCCCCCUAAACCAGCCAGGUCGAGAUCCAACGGGAGACAGCCCCCACCGACACUACCCAAGCCCACACUACCCAAGCCUACAGUAUUCAGAUACGACAAGGCAGCUACAGCUAGCUAUCAGAACAGUACAUACCAACCUACCCCAGCACCUCCAAGGAUGGCGGGCAUGCCUGUAUCAGAGCUAGACUCACUCCUACAGGAGUUAGAAGCCGCACAAUCACAAAUACAGAAUUCUUCCAACCCUCCGCCCAAGCCACCAGCCCCAGCCGCUGGUAUGGUGAAACCUCCAAGGAAUAUGAACAUGGGAGGAGGAGGAGGAGGAGGAGGAGGAGGAGGAGGGGGAGUCAGUGACCUCAAUGACAUGCUAGAUGACCUUGUAGGCACGGUCACACCAUCUACUUACACAGUGGAGACAACUACCAAGACUUAUACCACACACUCCCAACCACCAGUACACUCCCAGCCCCCCAAGGCCCAGCCUGCCCCGCCUACCCACUCUGCCCCGCCCACUCACUCUGCCCCGCCUUCCCAGCAGCAGCACCAGCAGCCAAUGAGUAGAGUGAUGACAAACAGCACCCAUGCCCCGCCCCAAGCCAGUCAGCCUCAGAUCAGUCAGCCACCUCUGAGGACUGCUUCAUCAGCUACCAAGGAACUGGAUGAUCUCAUGGCAUCACUCUCAGACUUCCAGCUGUCACCAACCGACACAGUGCCCCCUGAACCUGCCUACGCCCAGCCUCACAAAGUCACCCCACCCCCGAAGCCCGCCCACCCUGCUCCUAACAUGGUUAACAUCAACAACACUCCUGCACAGCACCCAGCCCCACCAGCUCAGCAGUACCCACCCCAGCACCCAGCACCACCUGCCCAGCACCCUGCUCCACCGGCCCAGCAGAGCUAUGCUCCUUCCCAGCCCAGUCAGCUGGAUUCUAUGUUGGGUCAUCUCAACUCUGAUGUUAGCAGGCAGGGAGUGCAGACCAUGGCUAAGGGAAUGUGUGCAGCAUGCCAGAAACCUAUAGCUGGACAGAUUGUGACGGCUUUAGGACAGACGUGGCAUUCAGAGCACUUUGUUUGCGCUCAGUGUCAGAAAGAGCUUGGUUCUCAGACGUUCUUUGAGAGAGAUGGACAAGCAUUCUGUGAGGAGGAUUAUCAUAACCUCUUCGCUCCUAAAUGUGCCUACUGCCACGGACCCAUUAAGGAUAGGUGUGUGACAGCUUUGGAUAAGACCUGGCAUCCAGAGCACUUCUUCUGCGCUCAGUGCGGUAAGACGUUCGGUGAGGAUGGCUUCCAUGAGAAAAACGGCCGAGCGUACUGUAAGGAGGAUUACUUUGAUAUGUUUGCACCUCGGUGCGGAGGAUGUAACAGAGCUAUCAUGGAGAACUUCAUCACAGCAUUGAAUGCACAGUGGCAUCCAGAGUGCUUCGUAUGCUCAGACUGCAGAGUACCUUUCAACGAGGGUGAUUUCUUUGAUCAUGACGGAGUCCCAUACUGUGAGAUCCACUACCAUGCUGUACGGGGCUCCCUCUGUGCCGGCUGUAACAAGCCAAUCACAGGCCGCUGCAUCACAGCCAUGCAACGCAAGUUCCAUCCGGAGCACUUUGUCUGUGACUACUGCCUGAAGCAGCUCAACAAGGGAACCUUCAAGGAACAGAACGGCAAGGCAUACUGUCAUUCAUGCUUUGUCAAGCUCUUCAACUAGAUAGCUUUGAUAGAGGGCGGUCUGUAGGGGUCACAGCUCAAGGGACCAACAGCCCAUGAGACCGACAAGAGUCUUGCAGAUCUUCUGAAAGGUUAUCUUUAGGGUCCAUGAGACUGACAAUGCCCAUCUGGUGGACCUUCUAAAAAGUUCUCUGAGAGUCCAACAGCUCACAAGACGGCAUAUCAGUCUUGUGGUCCUGCUGACACUUUUUGUAAAGGUUCAGGGGGGCAUUUCACAAAGCCUUUUUCCAAUGACAAAUGACAAAAAUCAGUGGCAAAGCUGCUGAUAACCAAUCAGAAGCAAGGAUUUCAGUAGCUUAUAACAAAAACUGUCAUUUGUCACUGAUGACAAGUUUUGUGAAACGGGCCCCCAGAAGUCUAACAUUGUGAGUCUGGUGAGCUGUUGAUCUACUUGGAUGACCCGGUCCUAAGGUUUCCUUGGUCAUGUAUCAUACAUGGAGACUUCCCUAAAAUACUGAACUAGUCUGCACUUUAUAUUUUGCUUGUAGAAAAGUCAGUCAUAUGCUUUUCACAAUGGUAACAUUUCGCUUAGCCCCAUACCGUAGGUGGGGCUAAAGGGGGGUCUUAGCCCUGCCUAUAGUCCUGGUCUAAGCUAAGCCCACUUUCUGUUCAGACACAAUUUCACCAAAGUGGGCUAGCUCCACCUAAAGUAUGGGGCUAGUUGGCCCUGCAAAAAUGCAGGGCUAACUCCGCAAUUGCGGUGCUAAUCUGAAUUUUCUUAUUCCGAGAUAGGCGCUUAGUACAGGACUAAAACAGCCUGUAUGAAAAGCCAAAAAUGUUAGUCCAGGGCUAAGGAAAGUAUGUGGUUAAGUAAAGUACAGGGCUAAGCAAGACAUGUGUGAAAAGCAUACCAGUCUACCUACAAUAGAUUGUGAUGCCUCCAAGAUUCUAAGGCUAUGAUAAAAUGAUAUCUGAAUGGUGCUUGGAGCAACUUAAGGAAUGCUUUAUUCCUGUUCAUCUACACUGGGGUCGAGAGAGACAAUCGGAAAUAAAUGCCUUGUCUAAUAAACUCAGGGCCCACUUUCACAGAACUUGUCAUCAGUGACAAAUGACAAUUUUGGUUAUAAUCUAGUGAAAUCCUUGCUUCUGAUUGGUUAUCAGCAGAUUUGUCACUGAUUUUUGUCAUUUGUCAUUGAAAAAAGGUUUUGUGAAACUGGGUCCCAGGUGUGUGCAAUUAAGUCUUACAAUAAAUCGCAUUGAAUCACUUACCUGAUUUAAUUACAAACCACAUCUUUGGGGAACUUAUCUUAAAUUUUCAGAAACGAUAGAUAUAUACAUGUAGAUAAUUUGCUCUCAGUUGUUGUAAGAUAGGAAUUAUCAGAACACAAAAGAUCCUGAAAUUAUCUGAAUUUUGAUACAGUUGAAACAUUGUAGUCCAGGCAAAUGAUAUGUCUUCAGAUUAGUGAUACAUUUCUGUAUAUCAUUAGUAUACUUGCAAAAUAAAUGCAAGUCAUUUGAUGUUGUAAGAGAUCAUGUGUGACAUUUUAAAAAUCUAUUUCAGGAGUUGAAAUCUUUUCUCUCUGGUUGGGAGCUCGUUUCUUGAUCUUGACAAAAAAGAUGGAAUUCUUUCUCUAUUCAUUGUCACAAUUCUUUGCCUUUUUUUAUCUGUCAUAAUGUUUAUAAUGAAUGAAUGAUAUAUUACUGAAUAUUACAGUACUGUCUAAGUUAAUGUUUACAAUGAUAAAUUAUAUAUUAUGUCUUGCGCAUUGCUACAUUUUAGCAUUAUAUGACAAUGCUAAUUCAAAAACUGUAUAUAUUUUGACAUCUUUCUUUUCUUCUAUUUUAUUGAUAUGUAACAUGCUUUAUGUUAAUUGAUUUUUUUUCUUGAUAUAGCUGCUUUCUACUUGCAUCCAUAUAUUUUUCAGUUCAAUUCUACAAAUUAUACAGAAGAGGCGAUAGAAAUGAUUGUAACAGAAUACCAAAUAUAUAGAGAGAGCUAUUUCUUCAUUUUUAUGAGUAGUAGUGUACACUGUACAUGCAUAUAGAGUGUUUGAGAACUGCAUUUGCUUUUUAUAUCCUUUUCAACUCCUCCUCACCUCCCUUCCUAUCAACACUUGUUCAGUGCUUGUUUUUCCCCCCUGUUUUUCCCUCCUGUUUUUAAAAGGAAUAAUGUACCACUGCCAUUAUUGAUGUAAUGUACAGUUCUUCCAAAAAAAAUGCACUUUUAGUUUUGAUGACCUUGUUUUGUCGGAGGUAGAAUCACGAAUCAGCGACUGGUAGUUAUAUGAUAAGAACUACAGUUAUGAUUUGUUUACACUCAUCCUUAGGACUGGAGUGGGAAAAGACUAAACUCUGGAUAUUCAUAAAGUGAAAUUUAGGUUGUUUUAUAGAGUAAAUUUUAUCUUACAUGAGAACCACUCUUACAUAACAAAUAGGGAUAGGGGAAGUACAUGUAUUUGUGAACGAAUAGUAUAAUUUAUGGAACAAACAUUCAUUUGAUACAGUAUUUCAGUAGAUGCUUUAUGAUGUUAAAUGUUCAGACUUUUAACAAUUGGGCCAUCCCCAAUAAAGAAGUCAAUUGUAAUGGAAGGAAUGUGAUUUGCUGUGCAGAUCAGUAAGACACCUUUAAUUUAGAUUAUGAAAUGUUCAUGAGAAGUUUGAUUUUAGUUACUAGGAGACUGAACAUUAGAGAUCGAUAUGAAAAGAAUUAAUUCGUUUUUGUCUUUUAAACAGAAUGAACAAAUCCAAUUAUUAAAAAACAUUUUGGUUUGUUUGUUAAAAUUGGCUCUACACUUUCUCUAUUUUUCAUGUUACAUGAAGAACAUUAUUUCUAUACAAAAAAAAACCCUGAUUAAAAAACAUGCACUGAUGAGGUUUUAGGAAGUGGUUCUACUGUUUCUGUUGUGGUUACAAGUGCCUUGUAUAGAGUAAACUUGGAAAAAUAUUAUCUUCCUGUUUUUAAAUUAUUUCAUUAUUUGUCAUGCAAGUUUAAUACUCAAAAGGAAUUUUUUACAUGUCUUCAGAUUUAUCAGAACAAAAUUAUAUUUUCAUGUAAAUUCUGUUUGCAAUUGUAUUAUUUGUGUCUCUUUAGCAGUUGUACAUGUAUUAAUGGCGAAAAAAAGGUUUACGUAUACAAUACUUUCUGCUUUUAUGUAACUACAUGUAAUUUGGUUUAUUUCCUUUUUCUUCUUCUCUUAAUGCAAUACCUGGAAUCAGACCUAUACUCACCAUGUACAUGUAUAUGAUUAGCGUGUACAGCUAAAAGUGAUGAACUGUCUUCUUUAAAGAUAUUCUCCACUUCUGGAUAUUAACAAACAUGAUACAAAAAGCUGUUUUAUUUAACAAAUACAAUAUAUAAUUAUGUUUUAAAUAUGAAUCUGCAAUUUCUAUUUCUCUGAAUUUACAGAUAUGGAAGAGUCAUUAAUUACACUGAUGCAUCAAAUCGUCCCUAUUUUCACAAAGUGACGGUAGUGAGGAAAAUCGUCACGCAAAGUGAAUGCAAUUUUUUUCCACUACCGUCACUUCGUGAAAACAGCGACGAAAUUUAUGUGGCUGUUCCAGGGCCUCACACCUUUUCUUUUCUUUUGAGGGGGUUUGGAGUGUCAUAUUUUGGUCUGUGUGCUCCCGAUUCUUGUUAAGAUUGGGAAUCGUUUAGAACCUAGAGAAAAAUCUUAUUAAGAGAGGCAUGUGUACUGGUCCUAGGCUGUUUGUCUGGAGGAGGCACAUUUAGUUUCUUACCUUUUCCAAGUUUGAAUGUAUUCUGUUAACAUGUAGAUCUCUAUAACAGUCUCAUGUACCAAAAGAACCACCCUCUUUACAUGUCUGCUCGUAACUCACUACUUAUGUUGUCCAAGUAUAGCUUGGUAGAGAUUUAUUUAUUUAGUGAUGUAAAUUCUAUAUGAUUUGUGACAUUUUAUCCUUGUUUUUUUCUCUUUUUUUAAUGCAUUACAGAUAUUUUUUGCUGAUGUAAUUUACCAUUAUGGAUGGACUUAUCA